Messenger RNA from Daucus carota subsp. sativus, 2481 nucleotides. RefSeq lists its product as uncharacterized. The transcript is spliced from 5 exons. Lineage: Eukaryota; Viridiplantae; Streptophyta; Magnoliopsida; Apiales; Apiaceae. The coding region runs from base 407 to 2335 and encodes 642 amino acids. The record is from RefSeq and is a predicted model, not a curated record.
GGAAGCAGAGUAAUCCCAAACUCUCUUACAGAGAAAAUGAGCAUCCCAGGAGACUUAACAGGAGGUCCUUGUUAAAGUGAAGUCUUCUUUCUUUAUAGUACUUCCCUCCCUUUUUCCAUAUCAAUAAUUCACAUAUAUGAAUACUCUCCGGUCUCCACCAAGUCCUCUUUCUUACUUUAGUUCUCUUUCCCUUUUCCAUGCGAUCACUGAUCCAUUAACAACAUUCAUAUGAUCACGAAACAAGUUGCUUAGAGUGAAGUAUACAACAUUCGAUUAAUUACGAAACCAAGUUGCUACCUCUUGAGCUUAUGCAGAAACACACGUGUAUGUGUUAGUAUUUAAAUUUCUGUACUCGGCCUCGAUCAUACCUGGAAUUUCCGAUCCAUCUCUAUUCUUCACCUUGAAAAUGUUGUCCUUUUGGCGCUCUGUGCUUUGUUGCGAUGAUGAACAGAACACUAGAGAGGCAAACUCUGAGAUUUACCAUGAUAGAAGUUCUUCUCAGUCUAAUAAGUAUCAUGUAAUUACUGAUACUUAUGGUACAUUUUCAAGAAACAUUUUAUUUCUACCUAAUGCACAAACUGCUUCAAGAAUUAAGUCUCAAGAUUAUCCCAAUUCUUUCAAGUUUCCACAAAAACCAAACAUUCCCUCUGCUUACAAUCAACCAAAACAGAUCCUGCCAAGAAUUAAUGUCAACGUUUUUUCGGGAGUUAAUCAGGAAAAAACAGCAAAUAUACCCACUGCAACAAAUACUAAUGUUGGCCCAAAAUCAAUAAGUUCCUCUUCCUAUCUUCUGUUGCCAAAUCCGCCAUCCCCUAAGUUAGGUUCAUCGUUUUCCUCGUCAGCUUCUUUCCCUGUUGGUGCAUUCUCGGGUUCCCUAAAAUCUCCUUCAGUGUUCACGAAGCCUAUUCUAGCUUGUGCUUCAACCUCGACAUUAAAUCAGACAAGGAGUGGAUAUAAUGUUGUGGAGAAGAGUUCAACUCCUAAUGUGAUUCCAGAAUACAUCAAAGGUUUGAUCACGAAAGAUAUUAUACCGGGAGUUUUGCAGUUACCUUUGUCUCCACAAGCUUACAAGGAUUACUUGGCGCCACAACAUUAUGCUGAGGGCUAUCACCUUGAGGCAUGGCACCAUAGCCGCAAACCAGGAUCCUCUACAAUUACUGAAGCCUGUCAGUAUUCUGAACAGCAGGCAGAUGUUUCUGCUGUGCUUCCUAACUCAAGUACCAAAGAUAAAUCGUCGGAACAUUUACAACAAUCCACCUCCAAACGUAAACAAAAGCGGAAAAUCAAACUGGUCAGUGACCAAAAACUGAAAAUUGCUGAGGCUGAAAGUUGUUCAUUAUGCAAAACUUUGCAAAAGGGGAAUGACUCCCCACAGAUAUCACGUAAGCCUCCUACGACUCUGCCAACCAAAGAUGUGAACGUUGAGUUUGAUGGAUCCCCUGGACAAUCUACGGUUCCUGCUAAAAGAAGUUUGGCGGACUAUCUGCAUGAGUCUGGGCCAAGGCUCGUUAGUCUAUAUGGGAGUACAGAAUUGUACCCCACAGACGAAGCAAGAUGCAUUAUACAGGGCAUGGUUAGAGCUAUCCUAAACCUCAAAAAAGACGGAAAGAACCACAACUAUCUUGGGCAUCCUGAAAACCUUAUAUUAGGGGAUAAUGUUUGUCAUCCUUAUUCUAAUUAUGUCCGGGAUUUAGCAACUGAGCAUGUUAUAAGAAACAGAAAGAUAUUAGAGCAGGCUGGGCAGGACUUUGCUAGCAGCACCGAGGUAACCUUAGAGAAAAACAGGGUGGACGUGAAGAGUGAUGACCUUGGAGCGCUAAAGUAUCUGAUUUUUGCUGUUAUUCUGGUUCUGGACGAUGACAAGAAGCCACCACUGCCUGCUGAGUGGAGAUCUUUUAAGAAGUUAUUUUCGAAUACUAACCUGGAUUACGCUGUGCUGUCCUCCCAUCCAUGCCUUUGGGGGUAUAAGAAGCGACUAGGAUUUUAUUUUGCUCUCGACAAGUGGUGCAAUCCUUUUAAGUCUGAGAAAAUGGUUAUAGAUUUAGUAGUUGAUAAUCUGAGUUCUAUGCACAUAUUCAGGACUAACUGGGUGAAGAGAAUUAAGAAAGAUAGCCAUUUGCUGAAGUUUACAGGCAGGAUGACACGUCAUAGACAACGUAAAGUCUAUGGGUUAAUCAGGUUCUUCCGCAACCUGGUGGAACAUUGUCCAGAUAAAGCACCAGCUUCAAGUCCAUACAGAAAGGAACGAUAUCUGGAUUACAUGCUAAGGAGGAUGUAUCCUAACCUGCUGGAAGAAUUACACCAGAGAUUGCUACUUGCAGGCUUUAAUUACUAAGUUUUUGUUUCUAAACAAACUUGUGAAGUCUGGAUUAUGUUUAUUUCAUCAUUAUAAAAUGAUGAUGUAUGUCUUGUAUAUGCAUAUAUAAAUGCUUGUACACACGUAUAUAAUAACUUGAAAUGCUGGUCUUUUGAUUUUUUGCA